AUGUCCACAAGCUCGCGGAGGAGAAGCUCUCGGCCGACUGACCUGUCCUUGCCGUCGGCACCCAGCCAUGCCAGGCCGCCGUCUCGAUCCUCCGGGAACCCCCGACGAAGCGCGCCGCGACCAUUACAGCCGGAACAAGCCUCUUCCGCCACCAAGCGCAAACGGGAGGCAGACGAUGACGUGGACCUUUUCGGCGACGAUCUUUUCGGGGGUGCAGAGGUGGUCGAUCUCGUGGACACGGACGAAGUCCCAGCCAAUAUUCUGGAAAGUCAAGGAAAAGUGAAGAAGCUCGUCAGGUUGAGCUCCUUCGACUGCGUCAUUUGCAUGGACAGCGCCAAGGACUUAACAGUCACUCAUUGUGGUCACCUCUUCUGUUCCGCAUGUCUUCACUCCGCCCUCAACAUGGAAGUGACCAGGCGGAUAUGCCCGAUUUGCCGGCAAAAGAUCGACAGGCCAACCGCCGCGAAUGGCAAGUUCGGUAGAAAUGCGAAGGGCUUCUAUCCACUAGAGCUCAAGUUGAUGACGAGGAAGACGCUGGGGGGGACAGUUGACCCGCCCCAAUAA
Messenger RNA from Parathielavia appendiculata, 564 nucleotides. RefSeq lists its product as uncharacterized. The transcript is spliced from 2 exons. The record is from RefSeq and is a predicted model, not a curated record. NCBI's taxonomy places the organism in Eukaryota, Fungi, Ascomycota, Sordariomycetes, Sordariales, Chaetomiaceae. Gene Ontology annotation, biological process: ubiquitin-dependent protein catabolic process. Gene Ontology annotation, molecular function: ubiquitin protein ligase activity; ubiquitin-like protein conjugating enzyme binding. Gene Ontology annotation, cellular component: endoplasmic reticulum. Bases 1 to 564 code for a protein of 187 amino acids.